Messenger RNA from Oncorhynchus nerka (sockeye salmon), 2048 nucleotides. RefSeq lists its product as uncharacterized. The coding region runs from base 176 to 1441 and encodes 421 amino acids. Lineage: Eukaryota; Metazoa; Chordata; Actinopteri; Salmoniformes; Salmonidae. The record is from RefSeq and is a predicted model, not a curated record. The transcript has 10 exons.
AGAAAAGAGCAGAGGCUCUGAGCUGUCGGAUCAGGUCCAUUGUCUACUCGUCCGUCAUUAGCAGUCUCAACACGCCCGUGCGUUUUUUCCCCACUAAACUCAGACUACCCUUUUAGUUCUAUCAUCUCCGGUCACUGCGUGAAGCUCCUCCCGGAAAAUAGAGAGAGACACUGUUAUGAGAAAAACAGCAAAAGAAUCACCUGGAUUCUUUCAUAUCAAGAUGAUGUGGAGUCUUUGGAUCCUGCUGGGCACUGUUCUCAGUGUGGAUGGCUACGUGGUGCCCGACCUGCACAAGCGUCUGUCCCACGGGCAUCAGCUGAAGAUCUACCUCCCGAAGAGUGCUGAGAAGCUGGAGUUCAUCCCCGCUGCAGAGCCCCUGAAGACGUACCUGUACUGGGGCCGUGGAUCCCGGGCCACCAGAGGAAAGGUGUCCGGGACAGGAACCGACAGGAGCUGGUAUCUGGACAAAGUGACUUACAAGGACCAGGGGACCUAUGUCCAGAGAGACUACUGGAACAAGGAGAUCUCCUCGCUCAAAGUGGCUGUGACCACCAGGCGUGAGUACACGAAGUGCGUGGUGGGCGAGGAACUCCACAUCUCAUUGGAGGGCAUCGACCAGGCCGACGCCACGCUCUCCUUCUCGGGCGCCAACGCCAACGUCACCCUGGUGCAUGAUGGGGCAGUGGUGGCCCAGGACCUCCCGGACUACUGGAACCGGGUCAAGACCCUUUCCACCAAGAUCAGCAUCCAGAACGUCAACACCUCGGACGUGGGCUACUACACGCUGAAGGACACGCGAGACCGGGUGGUCGCCAUCGUCAGGAUGGAACUCAUAGACAAACAUGAGAAUGAAGCAGGCAACCCCCUCAUGGCCCUCCUCCUCCUGCUUGGUAUCCCUGCCAGUAUCUGUUUCUGUUGCCGGAAGAGGAUCUUCAAGAACAAAUCCCCCGACACCACCGCCAUCCAACUGGACAACCCCGAGACUCUGCACCCCCCUCCCGGCUACAACAUGCCCGGAGGAGGGGUGUCCCCUGGACCUGGUGUGCCGGGAGGUUACCCUCAGGUUUACCCUCCCCCCAACCCUGGGAUGCCUGGCCAGCCUCAAUGGACCGGACCCCCACCUCAACCAUGCUUCAACCCAGGCUACCCCUCCCAGGACCCUUUGUACCCCCCUGCCCAGCCCCCACAGUGGAAUGGCCCACCACCCAACCAGCCACAGUACAACCCUGGUGCUCCUCCGAUGGGGUAUGCGCCGGUGAUGUACAGCGCCCCCUCAGGGAAUGAGGAGAUAAAGAUGGAGAACAUGUCUCCUGCUGAUCCCCUCCUUGCCCAUCCACCACCCCAGGUCCCCCCGCCCACCUCUGAAGCUCUGCACUCCACAGACGGAGCCUUCCAGUUCAACACCGACACAGGAAAAAACGCCCCCACCAACUUCCUGUAGAACGCCUGUCAUCGGUCCAAUCAGGAGCGACCUUAGUAAUGUUGCCACGGCUCCGUCCCGAAUACAGUUCAAUGGCUUCCUUUGCUCAUCUCCUCGACUGUGACCACUUAUAUAAAUGGGGAGGGAUAGGAGAGGAAGCAGUAUGUUGUAACUGUGACCUAGACAUUGCCCCUCAAAUCACCUAUCCAUCCUUUUCUGGUGAGUGUUAUACUGUUUUCUGACAUAAGACAUUAUUAUUAUUAUUAUUAUACCUUUUAAAAAGGCAUAUUUAGAUGACCCCUGUUAAACCAUGGGGCCUGUUUGCAAUUCAAACUAGGGAGGUGUUAAACAAUGGAAGUGUUAAAUAAUUUCCCUGCAAAAAGACAGAUCCAUUCCCAUAGAUACCGUUUUUUUUUUUUUUUUUGGUUACAGGGCCUGUGAAGAAACAGGUUUCAUUACUAGGUCCCUGUUUUUUUUUUUAAAUGUACCCCUUUCACGUAUACAAAAACGACCAAUUUUUUUAAUGUUUUUGUCUCUGUGUAAAUGGGAUAUUAGUGAAAGAAAGGAGAUCAUUUAAAAGGACUUUCAUGUUUAGCUGUGAUGAAGUCAGUCAAAAUGUCCGGGCGGG